AUGCACUACUAUUCUUUGAUUUUCGUGUUUUUUCUAUCGAUUAUUAUCGUCGAUUCGAAACAUAAACAUGGUCCAAAAGGAGGCGCUGAAUUUUUGAAAAAUGUUACGGCAGAUGCGAGAAAGGAAUUUCAGAAUAUUUCAAAGAAUCCUGGAAUUUCAAUUCAACAAAAGGAAGAUAAAUUGAAAGAAUGGGCCAAGGAAAAUAAUGUUGAGGUUGGUUGAGAAAAUAAUUUUUGAAGAAUUUUCAAAACAACAUUUUUGGAUCUUAUGUUCAAUUUAGUUUUACGGGAACUUUUUAACUUUUCCUAAUUUUAAAAUUUGAAAUAAUUUUUGGGUUUGUUUUCACUUCGAAAUGUUUUUUGAGAGAAGUUGGAACGUUUUAUUCCAAAAUGGUUUCAAACUUUCUUUGAAAAAACCUAUGAUCAACCAACAAUUUCUAAAUGUUCAAUAUAAAUUUUCAAAUCCUAAUUUUUCAGGCGCAAUUCAACGAACAUCUCACCAAUAUGACUCAACACAAAGAGCAACUCAACAAAAAUGUUGGAGUUGUUGUCAGUCGUUUAUCCGAGGCAAAAAUCGAGGUCGACAAAAUCUUUGCUGAUAAAUCAAUGACCAAAAUUCAACAACAUGAUGCGGUUGAAGAACUUCGCAAAAAGAAAUAUCCAAAAGAAAUCCCAACAUUGUUCUACAUUGGAAAACUUUUCACUGAAGACGGCAAAAAAGAGGAGAAACAUACAAAAAGAAGAAAUUAA
Molecule: messenger RNA, 749 nt
Organism: Caenorhabditis angaria
Lineage: Eukaryota; Metazoa; Nematoda; Chromadorea; Rhabditida; Rhabditidae
Source: the annotation of a GenBank genome assembly